Messenger RNA from Callorhinus ursinus (northern fur seal), 6152 nucleotides. It is a transcript of the gene ADAMTS9, whose product is annotated as ADAM metallopeptidase with thrombospondin type 1 motif 9. Gene Ontology annotation, molecular function: zinc ion binding; metalloendopeptidase activity. Gene Ontology annotation, cellular component: extracellular matrix. The record is from RefSeq and is a predicted model, not a curated record. Gene Ontology annotation, biological process: proteolysis; extracellular matrix organization. Lineage: Eukaryota; Metazoa; Chordata; Mammalia; Carnivora; Otariidae.
CCUCGGAGCGCACGUUCCGCGCCUUCUCCUGCCGGCUCCCUGGACAUUAUGCGGCCGAGCAGCCGAGCCCCAGUCCUCCUCCUCCUCCGGCUCCUCCUGCGGCCCGAGCGGCUCAGCUCUCGGCAGGCGGCGGCGUUGCUCAGCCGAGCGCAGACGGGACCCUCGCGGCGAGACCUCAGCGACUCCUAAAGUCAAAAGUUGGCGGCGGGCGCCGGGCUCCGCGCGCUCACCGCGGCCACUGCCUCGCGUCGCCGCCGCAGCCAAGCAGGGCAGGAGGGAGGGAGGGGGUGGGAGCCACGGGGGAGGGGUGGGGAGCACCAUGCAGUUUGUAUCCUGGGCCACACUGCUAACGUUCCUGGUGCGGGACCUGGCCGAAAUGGGGAGCCCAGACGCCGCGGCGGCCGUGCGCAAGAACAGGCUGCACCCGAGGCAAGUGAAAUUAUUAGAGACCCUGAGCGAAUACGAAAUCGCGUCUCCCAUCCGAGUGAACGCUCUCGGAGAACCCUUUUCCACGAACGUGCACUUCAAAAGAAGGCGACGGAGCAUUAACGCUGCCUCUGACCCCUGGCCUGCCUUCGCUUCCUCUACCUCUUCGCAGGAGCAUUACCGCCUCUCUGCCUUCGGCCAGCAAUUUCUAUUUAAUCUCACUGCCCAUGCCGGAUUUAUCGCUCCAAGGUUCACUGUCACCCUCCUCGGGACGCCCGGGGAGAAUGAGACAAAAUUUUAUUCCGAGGAGGAAGCAGAACUCAAGCAUUGCUUCUACAAAGGCCAUGUCAAUACCAAGUCGGAGCACACGGCGGUCAUCAGUCUCUGCUCAGGAAUGCUGGGCACAUUCCGGUCCCAAGAUGGGGAUUAUUUUAUUGAACCACUUCUGUCCAUUGACGAGCAAGAGGAUGCAGAGGAACAGAACAAACCGCACAUCGUCUAUCGGCACAGCCCCCUGCACAGAGGGCCCUCAACCGGAAGGCGUGCAUGUGACACCUCAGAGCACAAAAAUAGUCACAGCAAAGACAAGAGGAAAAUGAGAACGAGAAGAUGGGGAGAGAGGCGUAGCCUGGCUGAUGACGUGGCGGUAUUAAAAAGCAGCUUAGCAACAAAGGCGCUUUCUGCCUAUGGCAACAAGACGGACAGCGCCAGGGAUAAGAGGACCCACAGAAGAACGAAACGUUUUUUAUCCUAUCCACGGUUUGUAGAAGUGAUGGUGGUGGCGGACUACAAAAUGGUUGUAUACCACGGAACAAACCUUCAACAUUAUAUUUUAACUCUAAUGUCAAUUGUAGCCUCUAUCUAUAAAGACCCAAGUAUUGGAAAUUUAAUUAAUAUUGUUAUUGUGAACUUAGUUGUGAUUCAUAAUGAACAGGAAGGACCUUCCAUUUCUUUUAAUGCCCAGACAACUUUAAAAAAUUUUUGCCAGUGGCAACACUCGAAGAACUCUCCAGGUGGAAUCCAGCAUGAUACUGCUGUUCUUGUAACGAGACAGGAUAUCUGCAGAGCUCAUGACAAAUGUGACACCUUAGGUCUUGCUGAGCUGGGUACCAUCUGUGAUCCCUACAGAAGCUGUUCUAUUAGUGAAGACAGCGGAUUGAGUACGGCUUUCACAAUAGCCCAUGAGCUGGGCCAUGUGUUUAACAUGCCUCAUGAUGACAACAACAAGUGCAAGGAAGAAGGAGUCAAGAGUCCCCAGCAUGUCAUGGCUCCGACGUUGAACUUCUACACCAACCCCUGGAUGUGGUCAAAAUGUAGUCGAAAAUAUAUCACUGAGUUUUUAGACACUGGUUACGGCGAGUGCUUGCUGAAUGAACCUGAAUCCAGACCCUACCCUUUGCCUCCCCAACUGCCAGGCCUCCUCUACAACGUGAAUAAACAAUGUGAACUGAUUUUUGGACCAGGUUCUCAGGUGUGCCCAUAUAUGAUGCAGUGUAGACGACUCUGGUGCAAUAAUGUGGAUGGAGUAUGCCGGACUCAGCACACGCCCUGGGCAGAUGGGACCGAGUGUGAGCCUGGAAAGCACUGCAAGUUUGGAUUUUGUGUCCCCAAAGAAAUGGAGGCCCCCGUGACUGAUGGAUCCUGGGGAAGUUGGAGUCACUUUGGAACCUGCUCAAGAACGUGUGGAGGGGGCAUCAAAACUGCUGUUCGCGAGUGUAACAGACCGGAGCCGAGAAAUGGUGGGAAGUACUGUGUAGGGCGUAGAAUGAAGUUCAAAUCCUGCAACACAGAGCCGUGUCUCAAGCAGAAGCGAGAUUUCCGAGACGAACAGUGUGCUCACUUUGACGGCAAACAUUUCAACAUCAAUGGUCUGCUUCCCAAUGUGCGCUGGGUCCCCAAGUACAGUGGCAUUCUGAUGAAGGACCGUUGCAAGUUGUUCUGCAGGGUGGCCGGUAACACGGCCUACUAUCAACUGCGAGACAGGGUAGUCGAUGGGACUCCGUGCGGCCAGGACACCAGCGAUAUCUGUGUCCAAGGCCUCUGCCGGCAAGCUGGAUGUGAUCACAUUUUAAAUUCCAAAGCCCGGAGAGAUAAAUGUGGAGUUUGUGGUGGCGAUAAUUCUUCGUGCAAAACAGUGGCAGGAACAUUUAAUACAGUACAUUAUGGUUACAAUACUGUGGUCCGAAUCCCAGCAGGUGCUACCAAUAUCGACGUGAGGCAGCACAGUUUCUCAGGGAAAUCAGAGGAUGAUAACUACUUGGCUUUAUCAAGCAGUAAAGGUGAAUUCUUGCUAAAUGGAGACUUCGUUGUCACAAUGUCCAAAAGGGAAAUCCGCGUUGGGAACGCUGUGAUAGAGUAUAGUGGGUCUGACAAUGUAGUAGAAAGGAUUAACUCCACAGACCGCAUUGAACAAGAACUUUUGCUUCAGGUGUUGUCGGUGGGAAAGUUAUACAACCCCGAUGUGCGCUAUUCUUUCAAUAUUCCAAUUGAAGACAAACCCCAGCAGUUUUACUGGAAUAGUCAUGGGCCCUGGCAAGCAUGCAGCAAACCCUGCCAAGGGGAGCGGAAGCGAAAACCUGUUUGCACCCGGGAAUCGGAUCAGCUUACGGUGUCUGAUCAAAGAUGUGACCGGCUGCCCCAGCCAGCGCCCAUUACCGAACCUUGCAGCACAGACUGCGACCUGAGGUGGCACGUUACCAGCAGGAGUGAAUGUAGUGCCCAGUGUGGCUUGGGUUACCGCACAUUAGACAUCUACUGUGCCAAAUAUAGCAGGCUAGAUGGGAAGACCGAGAAGGUUGAUGACAGUUUUUGCAGUGGUCACCCCAAACCAAGCAACCGGGAAAAAUGCUCAGGAGAAUGUAACACAGGUGGCUGGCGCUAUUCUGCAUGGACUGAAUGUUCGAAAAGCUGUGAUGGUGGAAGCCAGAGGAGAAGGGCUAUUUGUGUCAACACUCGCAAUGAUGUCCUGGAUGACAGCAAAUGCACACAUCAAGAGAAAGUCACCGUUCAGAGAUGCAAUGAGUUCCCUUGUCCACAGUGGAAAACAGCAGACUGGUCAGAGUGCCUGGUCACCUGCGGAAAAGGGCAUAAGCAUCGCCAGGUCUGGUGUCAGUUUGGUGAAGAUCGAUUAAAUGAUAGAAUCUGUGACCCUGCGAGCAAGCCAGCCUCCAUGCAGACUUGUCAGCAGCCAGAAUGUGCGUCCUGGCAGGCGGGUCCCUGGGGACAGUGCAGUGUCACUUGUGGACAAGGAUACCAGCUAAGAGCAGUGAAAUGCAUCAUUGGGACUUAUAUGUCCGUGGUAGAUGACAAUGACUGCAAUGCAGCAACUAGACCAACUGAUACCCAGGACUGCGAUUUACCAUCUUGUCACCCCCCCGCAGCUGUCCCGGAAGCAAGGAGAAGCACACACAGUGCGCCAAGAACCCAGUGGCGAUUCGGGUCUUGGACACCAUGCUCAGCCACCUGUGGAAAAGGUACUCGGAUGAGAUAUGUCAGCUGCCGGGAUGAGGGCGGCUCUGUGGCUGACGAGAGCGCCUGUGUCACCCUGCCCAGACCAGUGGCAAAGGAAGAAUGUUCUGUGACCCCCUGUGGGCAGUGGAAGGCUUUGGACUGGAGCCCCUGCUCCGUGACGUGUGGGCAAGGCAGGGCCACCCGGCAAGUGGUAUGUGUCAACUACAAUGACCACGUGAUUGAUCAGAGUGAGUGUGACCCAGAUUACAUCCCAGAAACCGACCAGGACUGUUCCAUGUCACCGUGCCCUCAGCGGACCCCAGAGAGUGGUCUCGCUCAGCACCCCUUCCAAAGUGAGGAUUACCGCCCCCGGAGCGCCGGCCCCAGCCGCACCCAUGUGCUUGGUGGAAACCAGUGGAGGACUGGCCCCUGGGGAGCAUGUUCCAGUACCUGUGCUGGUGGGUCCCAGCGGCGUGUGGUUGUGUGUCAGGAUGAAAAUGGAUACACCGCAAAUGACUGCGUGGAGAGAAUAAAACCCGAUGAGCAAAGAGCCUGUGAAUCUGGCCCUUGUCCUCAAUGGGCUUACGGCAACUGGGGAGAGUGCACUAAGCUAUGUGGUGGAGGCUUGCGGACAAGACUGGUGGUCUGUCAGCGGCCCAGCGGUGAACGGUUUCCAGAUUUGAGCUGUGAAAUCCUCGAUAAGCCUCCCGAUCGUGAGCAGUGUAACAUACAUGCUUGUCCUCAAGACGCUGCAUGGAAUACUGGCCCUUGGAGUUCGUGUUCUGUCUCUUGUGGUCGAGGGCAUAAACAACGAAAUGUUUACUGCAUGGCAAAGGAUGGAAGCCAUUUAGAAAGUGAUUACUGUAAACACCUUGCUAAGCCAAAUGGGCACAGAAAGUGCAGAGGAGGAAGAUGCCCCAAAUGGAAGGCUGGCGCCUGGAGUCAGUGCUCUGUGUCCUGCGGCCAAGGCACACGGCGGCGAAGUGUGGGCUGUCAGAUGGGAGCACACAGAAUAGCCAGAGAGUCCGAGUGCAACCCGUACACCAGACCGGAGUCGGAGCGUGUCUGCCAAGCCCCGCCGUGUCCUCUCUAUGUGUGGAGGGCCGAGGAAUGGGAAGAAUGCACCAAGACCUGCGGCGAAGGCUCCAGGUACCGCAAGGUGGUGUGCGUGGACGUGGACAAAGGCAGCGAGGUUCAUGGCGUACGCUGCGACAUGAGCAAGCGGCCUGUGGACCGCGAGAGCUGUAGUUUGCAGCCCUGCGAGUAUGUCUGGAUCACAGGAGAAUGGUCAGAGUGCUCAGUGACCUGUGGAAAGGGCUACAAACAAAGGCUCGUCUCCUGUAGCGAGAUUUACACCGGCAAGGAGAAUUCUGAGUACAGUUACCAAACAACCAUCAACUGCCCGGGCACUCAGCCAGCCAGCGUCCACCCCUGCCACCUGAGGGGGUGCCCUGUCUCGGCCACCUGGAGAGUCGGCAACUGGGGGAGCUGCUCGGUGUCCUGUGGUGUGGGAGUGACACACAGAUCUGUGCAAUGUUUAACCAGCGAGGACCAGCCCAGCCACUUGUGCCCUGCUGCUUUAAAGCCGGAAGAGAGGAAAACAUGUCACAAUAUCUAUCACUGUGAGUUACCCCAAAACUGCAAGGAGGUAAAGAGACUGAAAAGUACCAGUGAAGAUGGUGAAUAUUUCCUGCUCAUCAAAGGAAAGCUCCUGAAGAUCUUCUGUGCAGGGAUGCAGUCGGACCACCCCAAAGAAUACAUUACACUGGUCCAUGGCGACUCAGAGAAUUUCUCCGAGGUGUACGGACACAGGUUGCACAACCCAACCGAGUGUCCCUACAAUGGGAGCCGACGGGAUGACUGCCAGUGUCGGAAGGACUACACGGCAGCUGGGUUUUCCAGCUUCCAGAAAAUCAGGAUAGACUUGACGACAAUGCAGGUCAUCACCACUGACUUACAGUUUGCCAGGACGAGCGAAGGGCACCCCGUCCCUUUUGCCACAGCCGGGGACUGCUACAGUGCUGCCAAGUGCCCACAGGGUCGUUUUAGCAUCAACCUUUACGGAACCGGCCUCUCUUUAACUGAAUCAGCCAGAUGGAUAUCACAAGGGAAUUACGCUGUCUCCGACAUUAAGAAGUCCCCGGACGGUACCCGAGUCAUAGGAAAAUGCGGUGGUUACUGUGGAAAAUGUACUCCGUCCUCUGGCACUGGCCUGGAGGUUCGAAUUUUAUAGUCAAGGUGCUCUGAAGAGGAAACCAUUAUGGGAUGGAUGAAGG